Molecule: messenger RNA, 6032 nt
Organism: Phalaenopsis equestris
Lineage: Eukaryota; Viridiplantae; Streptophyta; Magnoliopsida; Asparagales; Orchidaceae
Product: nipped-B-like protein A
Exons: 28
Coding region: 312-5720 (1802 amino acids)
Biological process (GO): establishment of mitotic sister chromatid cohesion; replication-born double-strand break repair via sister chromatid exchange; establishment of protein localization to chromatin
Cellular component (GO): Scc2-Scc4 cohesin loading complex
Molecular function (GO): chromatin binding
Source: RefSeq, a predicted model, not a curated record
CACAAAUAAUUACUGAGUAGGAGAAGGGUAAAUACGUAAAAAUAGAAAGCUCUCCUCUCAUCAGUUGAUCGGCGCGGUCCUCGACUAUAUGCCAUCGGUCGUCUCUCUCAACUCGCGUCGAAGCACUCUCUCCUCUCUCUCUCUCCCCUCCGAAACUGUUCCGCGCCAUUUUCGUCUUUUCUUCUGGUCUUCAUCCCCUUCCUCAAUUAUUCGAAACAAUAGAUAUUCUUGAAACUCUAACCCUAAUUCCACUUCGCCUUGCUCUCACUUACCUGCUUGAUCGGCGACGCCGCAUCUGGGCUUACUGAUCGAUGGAAUGCCGCCAGGGCAUCGGUUUAGAGAAAGCCUGCCGCAUCUCCAACACCAUACACUCGGAGAUCGCUCCCUCCCUCUCUCUUCCUUGGUUACCUGUGUAUCUUGGCGCCGCGGAUCCAGCUCUUGGGCUCUUCGAGGAUGUCUCUGGACGUGGUGUCGAUGGAGACCGGUCGGAGGUUUUAGCGCAGGCUGAGAAGAUCGUGAGCUUGCUCAGGGAUUGUGAUGUCAGCUAUUUAAAUUUAAACAAGGGGGCGAAGAAUUCACCGUGCAGCUCGGUUGAGGUUUCCAGCCUCUAUGAUGAGGUCAUCAAGCGGUACCCAUCAGCGUUUGAGUGCUCUACUACAGGUCCUUUCCAGACAGAGCAUCAUCAACAUGAAGUAUUAGAAAAGAAACCUUUUAUGAAAAAUAUAUCUAGUACAGGCCAUGGGCAUUUAGAAAAUGGUGCCCCUUUUAGUAAUCACAUAGGAAGCAAUUUAGUUCAUGAACCUUUAACUUCUGCUGAUUCAAGCAAACCCAAAAUUAAGAAGAAAGAAAGUUAUUCCAAAUCAUUGUCAUCAGGACCUGGUCCUCCUAAUCUCGAAGCUAUGCUUGGUACCUUCUGUGAGAUGUUGGAAGACUUUUGUGGGAAAGCAGAAGUUCUUGAUGAUAUAGGAGGGGAAGGUGGAUCAUCAAUUCCGCUCGUGGACAUAACAAAUCUUAUAAAUGAGAUAACAUCUGUUUCUGCAAAGAAAAUCUUGCAUUUGGUUCCUCCUGAAACUCUUGUAAGAGUCAUAAAUGUUCUUGAUCAGCAGAUUCAAUGUGGACAAGGUUUUUCUAUUAACGAGAAUGAAAAUUCCUCCACAGAAGUUUUACCAAUCGUAUUGCAUGCUCUAGAGUCCACUCAUGCCGUUCUUGUAAUUAUGACCCAACAAGAUAUGCCAAAGCAGCUAUACAAAGAAGAGAUCAUUGAGCGGAUUGUUGACUUCUCAAGAUACCACAUGAUGGAGGUCAUGGCUGCCUACAACCCAUUUUACCACACCCCUCAAGAACAAAAUGAAAAUGGUGAAUUUGACUGCGAUGAAGUUGAAGAUGAUGAUGCUGAUAAUGGCUCUGUAGGCAGAAAACGACGCAACGUUCGGAUUACAAAUGUAAAGAAGUCUACUGUAAACAAGGUUUCUACACUAGUUAAUUCUGUUGUUCAAAAGCUAUGUUCUAUAUUAGACUAUAUUAAGGAUCUUUUGUCAGCUGUGCGGCUGUCAGAUAGCUGCAUUUUUCAGCUAUUGAAAGCAAGCAUUUCUACUUUCUUGGUUGACAAUAUACAGCUCUUGCAGUUGAAGUCUAUUAAUUUACUUUGUGGGGUUUUUGCUUCAUACCCAGAGCAAAGAGAUUUCUUGUUAGAUGAGAUACUGCACCUCUUUCCAAAAUUGCAAUUUUCAAAGCGUUCUCUGAGAGCCUACCAUUUACCAGAUGUGGAGCAGAAGCAGAUUCAGAUGGUGACAGCUUUGCUGAUCCACUUGGCACAAUUUGGUUCCAAUCUUCCGGAUGCUGUAAAGACUGCAUCAACUAUGGAUGCCAUUUUGAAUUCUUCAGUUGAUGCAGCUUGCCCAUCUAAAUGUCGUGAUGUUGCACAAUUGGUGUCAAUUGCUUUAUGGACCAAGAUUGUUGAAAGGUGUACUAAUACUAAAGCCCAGGAUUUAUCAGAAUCAAAAACUAUUUUGGAAAACCUUGUGACAGACCUGUUGACAACCUUAAAUUUGCCAGAGUACCCAGCUGCUGCUUUUAUCUUACAGGUUCUCUGUGUUGUUUUGCUCCAAAAUGCUGGGCUUAAGUCGAAAGAUGUCUCAGCUCGAUGCAUUGCAAUUGAUGUUCUCGGAGCAAUUGCAGCCAGACUAAAACGUGAUUCUGCAAAUUGCAGAGGAGAGAUGUUGUGGAUUCUGCAGGAGUUGCCUGAGGGGGAGGCUGAGGCAUGUAGUAAAUUAAAAGAUUCAUGUUGCAUUUGUUUUUGUGGAAAAGGUGUAAACAUGAAUUGUCAAGUUUGUCAUAGAUGGUUUCAUGAGGAUUGCUUAGGAGUCUCUGUACAAGAGAAGUUGGUCCGUGAUUGGUCGUGUCAUGUCUGUCUUUGCAAAAAGCAGCUUAGUGUCUUGAAAUCAUACUGCCAGCCCCAAAGUAAGGAAAGCAUUAAAUCUGCUAAAGGUGCUGCGAAACACUCUUCCAAAGAGUCCGAUUUAGUAACAAAAUUUGAGAUCCUUCAGCAAAUUCUCCUGAACUAUCUCGACGAGACCGGUCAACAAGAUGAUGCAAAUUUGCUUACUCGUUGGUUCUAUCUGUCCCUAUGGCACAAGGAUAACCCUGUAUCUCCAGAAAAGGUCAUUUACCUUUUUGCCAGAUUAAAAUCAACAGCAAUUUUGGGGAAAUCAGAAGUUACGCUGGCACUGUCAAGAGAUUGGGCUAAAAGGAUUUGCUUAGCAUUGGGGCAAAACCUUUCCUUUUCUAGAGGUUUUGAUAAAAUUUUCACGCAUCUUCUGGCAAGUUUGAGGGAAGGCUCUUCUAUACUAAGGGCAAAAGCAUUACGUGCGGUUAGCUCUAUAGUAGAAGCUGAUCCAGAAGUUUUGUAUGAUGAACGAGUCCAAACUGCCGUUGAGGGAAGGUUUUGUGAUUCUGCAAUUUCUGUUCGUGAGGCUGCUCUUGAACUUGUUGGUAGGUAUAUUGCAUCUCAUCCAGAGGUGGGCUUGAAGUACUUCGAAAAGGUUUCUGAACGUAUAAAGGACACGGGUGUAAGUGUACGCAAGCGGGCAAUCAAAAUUAUUAGAGAUUUAUGCACUUCUAAUGCUAGUUUUCCCGAAGCAACAAAUGCUUUUAUAGAGAUGAUCUCUCGUAUCACAGAUGAAGAAUCCAGUGUGCAAGAUCUCGUUUGCAAAACCUUCUACGAGUUAUGGUUUGAAGAGCCUUCUGAAUGUCAAACCCAAUUUGUAGGCGAUGGUAGUUCAAUUCCUAUGGAAGUUGCAAUGAAAACUGAGCAAAUUGUUGAUGUUAUAAAGAAGAUGCCUACUAAUCACUUCCUUGUUACUAUUAUCAAGCGCAAUUUAGCACUUGAUUUUCUUCCGCAGUCAGCUAAAUCUGCAGGGAUAAAUGCAGUUUCUUUAGCAUCUGUGCGCAAGCGCUGUGAACUGAUCUGUAAACGCUUAUUGGAGAGAAUUUUGCAGGUAGAGGAAGGGAACAUCGAUGAGGAAGAGGUCUGGGCACUUCCUUAUGUUUUAGCACUGCAAUCAUUUUGUCUUGUUGAUCCAACACUUUGUGCACCAGCUACUAGUCCAGCCCAGUUUGUUGUAACCCUUCAGCCAUAUCUCAAAAACCAGGUUAACAGUAAAUCAGUUGCUCGUUUGCUUGAAAGUAUUAUCUCUAUUAUUGAUGCCAUCCUGCCAUUGCUUCGGAAGCCACCACAAAGUGUUAUUGAGGAACUUAUACUAGACUUGAAAUACAUGAUUAUUCGACACAGUUAUUUGACCGUUGUACAUGCAUGUAUCAAGUGCCUUUGUUCCCUUAGUAGAAUGUCUGAGAAGGGUGCAUGUUUAGUGGAGCAUCUGUUUCAGAUUUUCUUCAGGCAUCUGUGUAAUCCCAAUUUUGAUAACAAGCAGGGUUUGGAGCGUUCUCUCUUUUGUAUUGGAGUUCUUCUUAGAUAUGGCAAUGAAUUCAUGGUACAUAGCAGCGAUCAACAACCUCACAUUGUGCAAGGUCUUAAGCUUCUUAAAAAGUACCUUCUUCUAGAGGAUUUUGGCUUGAAAGUUCGAGCUUUACAGGCACUAGGGUAUGCGUUAAUUGCUGAACCUGAGCAUAUGUUGAAGGAAGAUAUUGGGAAAAUUUUAGAGGGAUCACUAGCUUCUGAUAUUGAUCCUAGAAUUAAGAUGCAAGCAGUUCAAAACCUGUAUGAAUACCUUCUUGAUGCUGAAAACCAACUGGGGAAUGAUGGCAUCGCCAAGUCCCGGACCCAAAGUCCAGAAUAUGCUAAGAAUUGUGUUCCUGUGGCUGCUGGUGCCGGAGACACGAACAUUUGUGGAGGUAUCAUUCAGUUGUAUUGGAGUUUUAUCUUAGAAAGAUGUAUGGAUGUAAUUGAUCAGGUCCGUGAGUCUGCUCUUAAGAUAGUUGAAAUUGUACUUCGUCAAGGUCUGGUUCAUCCAAUGACAUGUGUUCCUUGUCUUAUAGCCUUAGAGAAUGAUCCACUAGAGGUGAACUCAAAGUUGGCUCAUCAAUUGCUUAUGAAUAUGAACGAGAAAUAUCCUUCAUUUUUUGAGUGCCGUUUAGGUGAUGGCCUACAGAUGUCAUUUAAGUUUAUUCAAUCCAUAGCUAAGAAUGUGGCAUCAAAUAAUGCAAGAGGAAAAUUUGAUGCUGUUGCUAUUGCUCACAUCAGGCAGGGGAUAUCAAGAAUAUAUAGGCUUAUUCGAGGCAAUCGUGUUUCAAGGAACAAAUUUAUGCACUCAAUUGUGAGAAAGUUUGAGUCUGGAUAUGGGUAUAUCCCUUCAGUAUCAUUUCUCCUAUACUGUACAGAAAUUCUUGCGACUCUCCCAUUUACAUCUCCUGAUGAACCUCUUUAUUUGAUUUAUGAUAUUAAUCGUGUAAUUCAAAUAAGAGCCGGGGCAAUUGAAGCUAACAUGAAAACGUGGAGUUCUAUUGGGCAACAGACUGGGUCUAUUAAAGUCCCUGAUGCAACCAAUGAGCUGAAUGAAGACUCUGAAGAGCAUAAUGUCUCUAAUCAGCAUGUGGCAUCAGCUAUGGAAAACACUAGUGUCCCUACUGCAGAAACAGUGCAAAAGUUCCAGGUUGAUUGGCAAGAUUCAACAGCUCUGCAGUUACUUCUAAAGCUGAAAAGGCACUUAAAAAUUAUGUUUGCAUUGAACGAUGCCAGGUGUCAGGCUUUUUCUCUGAAGGAACAUCCAAAGGCUGGGGAGUCUCUCUCCAGGCAAAACAUUGCUUUCAGUGCCAGUGAUGUUUCUACCAGUUUGCCUACCAACUAUGAUGACAUGAUUCAGAAGUACAAGGAACUAAAGGCAGCGCUGAAGGAAGAUACCAUGGACUAUGCGACAUACACAUCUACUGUGAAAAGGAAGAGGCCCCCCACCCCAGCCCCAGUCCCAAACCCAGCCCCGAACCCAGCCUCAGGACCCGGCCCAAACCCAGCCCCGGACCGAUCCCCAGCCCCAACACCAACCCCAGCGACAAGAAGCUCUCGAAGAGCUACCCGUAAUAGAGCUGCUCGCAAGAGGGAUGAGGAUGACGACGAUGAUGAUGAUGAUGAUGAGGAUGAUGAUGAGGAUGGUUAUGAUGUUAGUGAUGAAGAAUGGACUGGUGGGCCCCGGAAGCUUGACUUCAAUGGUGUCAAUGGCAAUGUAGGUAGGGUAACGAGGCAACGGGCUUUAAUGUGUAGCAACUGAUUAUAGUUUAAUGUACAAUUUAUUAGGAAAAAUGAAAAAAAAUGAAAAAAAAAGGAAAAGAAACAUUGAUGAUGUUGAUGGGGGGGUUAAGAAUAUUGUCAAAUAGAGAAAGUGGUUAAUUCUUUGUAGUUAGUCUCUAAUUUUUGUGGAGCAUUUUAGUCGCCUGUAUUAGUUUUCCAAGGGGCACUAUCUUGGUUGUAUAUGUUUCAUGCUCCAUUUUCAAUUUCAAUGGAAAAAUACUUUUUCUAUGCCUAACAAAAAACAUAUUUUUAUUUUGUAUUCUAGAUUGGAGUAGGGCUUAGAAAUUUGUAU